AGCAGGUCAAUGCCUUCCUCUCUCGGAUAGCAGUGACCACCAAACACAUGUCCAAAGCAGGACGCACAGACAUGCUCACCCUCUUGGCCAUGCGCUGGAAUCAGCAAAAGACUGACAACUUGGCCACCUCACUGUCCCGCAGAUAUCUGAGAACCACAAAAGCUCUGGAUGCCCAAAAGCGGAACAUGGAGUCCAUGAAGACCGAAUUGGACGUCACGGAGAGCCAGAUGGAGGACUGGGUCAGUGACGUUAAGGAUUGGGCAGACGCAACAACCAUCAACACAACUGAUGUUGCCGCCUUGGCCAGCAGGGUCGAGGUGCUGGUUGCCAGUAUCAAGAGACGGUCGCAGCGUCUCUACAAAGACUGCGACAGUAACAAAGGUCGUGCCAGGAUCCACCGCAAGAUCCGGGACGAGAGGGGGUUCCUGAGUUCUGUGGUGGAGAAGUACAACAGAAUGGUUCCCACAACAGAAACGCUGUGCUUUGAAACCAUUCUGUCUGGAGAGAGAGCUUGGCCAUGGCAGCUACCACACAGUGACUCUGUUGACCUUGGGACCAAGAGGAGAGCAUUUGACCUGGUCAUGGCAGGGAAAAGAAUCCAGGAGGACAAAAUGAUUCUUCAGAGGGAGAUGAAUCAGCACUGGAGGUCUCUGGGAAAUCGUGCUGACUCCCUAAAAGAGCUGUCCUGCCUUGUUUCAAGGGCUACAACAGAACAUUCACCUUUGGGCCUUACUGAGGAAGGGUUGACUGGUCUACAGUGCAUGAUCAAAAAGAAACGGCACUUCAUCACAGAAAUGAUGGCUAACGCGAGACACUGCUACCUACAAGUGUUGACUGCAGCAGACGGAGCACAGAUUAUCAACUCCCAGGACACUUCUGAUGACUACUCGGACAAUGACUCUGACAUUUCGGAUGAUUAAUUUUAACCAAUGGCUAUGCUUUGAUGUAAACCAUUCCAUUGUAGUUCUGGUUGUAUGUUUAGGGUCGUUGCCCUGCUGGAAGGUGAACCUCCCCUCCAGCCUAAGGCCUUUUGCGGACUACAACAGGUGUUCUGCCCUGUAUUUGGCUCCAUCCAUCUUCUCAUCAACUCUGAGCAGCUUCCCUGUCUCUGCUGAAGAAAAGCACCCCCACUGCAUGAUGCUGCCACUGUCGCACUAAAUUUGUACCGGCUGCCAAAUUUGUACCGGGCGCGUCAUCCAUACGUAAUCCAUUCCAAACCUGCCUGUCAGCAGAUGAUCGCGUCGUCCGUUGCCAGGCAGGUUUCAAAAAACAUUCGCGCUCAUGUUGCCAAAGACGAAAUAACAUAAUACAGUUAACGGAUCGCUAGAUAACACUUGUUUUUACUUUAUAUUUGUAUUGUAUUUAAUUGUUUGAUCAAAUUUAGCUCGUAAACUGAGUGUUUAAAGCGGGUUUCAAAAAACAUUCGCGCUCAUGUUGCCAAAGACGAAAUAA
Messenger RNA from Gadus macrocephalus (Pacific cod), 1452 nucleotides. RefSeq lists its product as uncharacterized. Bases 48 to 920 code for a protein of 290 amino acids. The record is from RefSeq and is a predicted model, not a curated record. Lineage: Eukaryota; Metazoa; Chordata; Actinopteri; Gadiformes; Gadidae. The transcript is spliced from 6 exons.